Molecule: messenger RNA, 1795 nt
Organism: Plasmodium vivax (malaria parasite P. vivax)
Lineage: Eukaryota; Apicomplexa; Aconoidasida; Haemosporida; Plasmodiidae
Product: 6-phosphogluconate dehydrogenase, decarboxylating, putative
Exons: 2
Coding region: 285-1706 (473 amino acids)
Biological process (GO): pentose-phosphate shunt, oxidative branch; pentose-phosphate shunt
Cellular component (GO): cytosol
Molecular function (GO): phosphogluconate dehydrogenase (decarboxylating) activity; NADP binding
Source: RefSeq, a predicted model, not a curated record
GUCGACCCACUCGUCGGUGAAAAUCCUCCCCACAGGAAUUCCCCCUCAUGUUAUAAAAAACGAAUAUAAAAAAAAACAAAAAAAAAAAAAAAAAACUCCACAAUUGUUAAAUAUUCCAUUUAGCGAAAAAAAAAGAAGCUACUUUUCACAUCAGCGUCAUCACGCAUGGAGAGUUAUCCAACCCGAGGCAGCAGAGAGAAAAGCAAACGUUUGUAACGGCGAGCUCAAAAAAGAGAAAAAUAACUUCCCCAUCUACCACCACCACCCCCGCUUCUCCAACAAAAAUGACGGGCACGUGCGACAUAGGGCUAAUCGGGCUGGCGGUGAUGGGGCAGAACCUGAGCCUGAACAUAGCGAGCAACGGAUUUACCAUAGGAGUGUACAACCGGACGUACGAGAGGACGGAGGACACGUUGAAGAAGGCAAAGGAAGGCAACCUACCGAUACAGGGAUAUGAAACGUUGGAGCAGUUAAUAAACAAUUUAAAGAAGCCCAGGAAAAUUAUCCUACUGAUAAAAGCAGGACCCGCCGUAGACGAAACGAUCAAAAAUAUUUUAAAACAUUUUGAAGAAGGAGAUAUCAUUAUUGACGGAGGAAAUGAAUGGUAUUUGAACACAGAAAGGAGGAUCACACUUUGCGAGGAACACAAAGUAGAGUAUCUAGCCAUGGGAGUCAGUGGAGGAGAAGCAGGUGCACGAUACGGUUGCUCCUUCAUGCCAGGAGGAUCUAAAUAUGCCUAUGACACCAUUAAGGACAUUUUAGAAAAAUGCUCAGCGAAGGUGGGUACAUCUCCCUGUGUUACCUACAUAGGACCCAGGUCAUCAGGCAACUAUGUGAAGAUGGUACAUAACGGGAUAGAAUACGGAGACAUGCAAUUAAUAUCAGAGAGCUACCUACUGAUGAAAAAUAUUCUCAAUUAUAACAAUGAGAAGCUAUCGGAGGUUUUUAAAAAAUGGAAUGAAGGCAUUUUAAAUUCCUACCUAAUUGAAAUAACGUAUAAAAUAUUGGGCAAGAAAGACGAGUUAACGGAUAACCACCUGGUAGAUAUGAUACUAGACAUUGCUGGGGCGAAAGGAACUGGCAAGUGGACCAUGUUGGAAGCUAUCGAGAGGGGAAUUCCCUGCCCUACCAUGUGUGCAGCUUUGGAUGCUAGAAAUAUAAGUGCAUACAAACAGUUGAGAGUUAAAGCUGAUAGCCAUUUCAGUAACGAUAUGAAAGUGAACAAAGUAGAGGGAGAAAAUUUGAUCAAUUUUGAAGACGAUCUGUUAAAUGCUCUCUACUGUUGUAAAAUUAUAUCCUACACACAAGGGUUAUUUUUACUAAAGCAAGUAUCUGAAGAAAUGAAGUGGAAUUUAAACCUUGGGGAAAUCUCAAGAAUUUGGAGAGGAGGUUGUAUCAUUAGAGCUGUUUUCCUAGAUCGAAUUACCAAUGCGUAUAAGAAGAAUGAGAAGUUGGACCUCUUAUUUCUGGAUGAAGAUUUUGCCCAAGAAAUGAAAAAUAAACUUCCUUCCUUGAGGAAAGUUGUUCAGGUAGCUACCAAGUCGUCCAUUCCCAUUCCCGCCUUUUCCGCUAGCUUGGCUUACUUCCAAAUGGUGACCUCCCAAAAUUUGCCACUCAAUUUGGUGCAGGCCCAGAGGGACUACUUCGGUUCACACACCUACAAGAGGGUAGACCGCGAUGGCGACUUCCACACCAUAUGGGAGUGACUCUCUUCCCCGCAAAAGCGUUUCAGCGCUAUGGGUGUAGCGGUUUGAACUGCUUUUUCCAAGCAGUCACACAUUGUUAACCAUCCGCG